Molecule: messenger RNA, 4664 nt
Organism: Etheostoma spectabile (orangethroat darter)
Lineage: Eukaryota; Metazoa; Chordata; Actinopteri; Perciformes; Percidae
Gene: slc38a10
Product: solute carrier family 38 member 10
Exons: 18
Coding region: 402-3713 (1103 amino acids)
Biological process (GO): amino acid transmembrane transport
Cellular component (GO): membrane
Molecular function (GO): L-amino acid transmembrane transporter activity
Source: RefSeq, a predicted model, not a curated record
UGUGUUCUCUUCUCUCACCUCCUCGAGUCUAAUCUGUACUUCCUGGAUACGCCGUUCAGAAAAAUAAUCAGGUUGGAUUUGCCAUUAUAGCUUAUACCGAGUUUCCGUCGACCUGUUGCAUUUCCACACACGAAGACGCAUUUUUUUAAACGAGAAAUGCCCAUUAAUGUCAAGAAAUCAACGAUGAAGACAUAAUAUGGGACCGCGACGCGGUAGGCGGAGAAGUCGCAUAGAAAGAGCGCCACGUCAUUGAUCGGCGGAGGAGUCAGAGAAACACACCCGCAAUUUAGUUCGAGUCCCCCGCUUUGGACCUGAUAAUAGACAGUUGUACUUUACCUUUUUGCCUUCACUUUGCUUGACAUUUUCUUACCAAAGGAGAACCAGCCAAUAGUCGGUUCAAAAUGACGGCGUCUAACUGGGGUCUCAUCAUGAACGUGGUGAACAGUAUCGUCGGAGUCAGUGUACUCACCAUGCCCUUCUGCUUCAAACAGUGUGGGAUAGUGCUGGGAACUCUCCUGCUGUUCUUCUGUUCGUGGAUGACCCACAAGUCUUGCAUGUUCCUGGUCAAUACAGCAAGCAGCACCAAAAGGAGGACAUAUGCAGGAUUGGCCUACCAUGCUUACGGUAAACCAGGAAAAACAGUGGUGGAGAUGAGCAUGAUCGGUUUGAUGUUGGGGACCUGUAUUGCAUUCUACGUCGUGAUAGCUGAUCUGGGCUCAAGUUUCUUCGCUCAGAUGUUAGGUUUACAGGUGACUGGCGGUUUCCGCGUGCUGCUGCUGAUCGCCGUGUCUCUGUUUAUCGUCCUCCCUCUGAGUCUGCAGAGGAACAUGAUGUCCUCCAUCCAGUCCUUCUCUGCUAUGGCGCUCAUGUUCUACACCCUCUUUAUGUUCACGAUGGUGCUGUCCUCGUUCAAACACGGGCUGCUCAGCGACUGGUGGCUAGGGCAGGUCAAUGUGGUGCGCUGGGAGGGUGUGUUUCGCUGUCUCCCCAUCUGUGGGAUGGCCUUCGCCUGUCAGUCACAGGUGCUGCCGACCUACGACAGCCUGGACGAGCCGUCCGUCAAACGCAUGAGCACCAUCUUCACCUCUUCCCUCAACGUAGUCACCAUCUUCUACAUCACUGUGGGUUUCUUUGGCUACGUCAGUUUCACUGAUAACAUCGCAGGCAACGUGCUGAUGAACUUCCCAUCCAACCUCGUGACUGAGAUGAUUCGCGUGGGCUUUAUGAUGUCUGUGGCCGUCGGAUUCCCCAUGAUGAUCCUGCCCUGCCGCCAGGCCAUCAACACAAUGCUUUUUGAGCAGCAGCAGAAGGAUGGGACGUUUGCUGCCGGGGGAUACAUGCCUCCUCUGCGCUUCAAGAUGAUCACCCUCUGUAUAGUGUUUGGCACCAUGCUGGGAGGCAUUCUCAUCCCCAACGUGGAAACCAUUCUGGGUCUGACUGGAGCCACCAUGGGCAGCCUCAUCUGCUUCAUAUGCCCUGCUCUCAUCUACAGAAAGAUCCAGAAGAAUGGCUUCAUUUCUCAGCUGGUGCUUUGCGUGGGUCUGGGCAUCCUACUGGUCAGCACCUUCACCACCCUCUCCAUUUCAUCCAGAAGCACCGGCACCAAGGUCCAAGCUCCUCCCCCUCCAGCCCCUGUCAAGCACAACCUGCCGCUACCGGACUUCCCUGAACGGCACGACAAUCUACCAAACAAGAAGCCAGCGGAGAUAGAGAAACCUGAGCUUCCAGACGUGCAGGUGGUGCAGCCUGUAGAGAGGGGCCCAGUUGAGCCCCCCCAGAUUAAAGGACCAGUGGAACUACCUGACAGGAAGAAGGAUGAAGAGGUGCAGUUGGACCGCCCUGAUGCUGGUGUCGCGGUGCCAGAGGGCAAGGCCCAUCGCCACGAACCCCCCAUCCCUCAUGACAAGGUCCAAGUGGACACAAGAAAUGAAAAGCCAGGUUUAGGGCACGCUGUGCCUGAAGAGGACAAAAAAGACGACAAAGUUGAAGAGAACCCGAAGCCUGCUGACGCUGUAGUGGGGAAAGAGGAAGUGGAUUUGGGUGGUGGUGAAGUCCGGUCUAAUGAAGUGGUAGAGGAGCCAGUUGCAAAGGCAGACAAAAAGCAGGACGUCCCCCCUCCAAAGGAAGUGGAGAAGCUCGAGCCCGUGAAAGAUCCUCUUGCAGGGAAUCAGGCUGCGGUGGCACAGGUCGAUAAAGCAGGCAAAGCUCCAGAUACUGCUGGGAAACGUGAGGCUCCACUUCCUGAAGGAGAGCAUCCUCCUGCUGCAGACGAGGCUCCAGGUCCAGACAGCAAAGAUACGGCAGACGAGAAGAUGGACGUGAUAAAAAAGCUGGUUGCAGAGGGCCAGCUGGACCACGCCGUGCUACUGCAGGUGAUCAAGGAGCAGCAAGAGCAACAGAAGAGACUUCUUGACCAACAGGAAAAACUACUGGCUGUCAUAGAAGAGCAACAUAAAGAAAUCCACCAGAAACAACCAGCUGGGGCUGCUGAAGGUGAGGCAGAGAAAGGCGUCCAGGAGGGGGUGGAAGAUGGAGCAGCUAAGGCCAAAGAGUCUGGCCCGGACUCAGACGUGAAGCAGUCUAAAGCAGAAGCUGGAGCCGGAGCUGCCGAGCCUCAUCCCGCUGCCCAGAAUCAAGUGCAGGCCGUAGAUAAGGGUGCUAAGGUCGUCGCUGUUCAGGCGGCUUACAAGGAGGAUGGCCAUGUUGCACACGGAGGAGAAUCCCAUAAGCAGAGUGAGCUUGGGGCAAGGGGAGUGCCACUGGGAAAGAAAAGACCUGAUGACCUUCAGCUUGUACCCAAAAAUGAUCAGGCAGCUCAACUUAAAGAUGAAGAAAAAAGCCUAGAUAAGGAAAAACAUAAAACUGAACAGCUUAAAAAAGAACAGAUGGAGGAAGAAGUUCAGGCAAGACAGCUUGAGAGGGAGAAAAAGGAAAAGAUGGCCAAAGAGCAAGAGUUAGAAAAUGAGAGGAUAGAGAAAGAAGUGCAGGCAAGAUUGGAAAACGAACGGCUUGAAAGAGAAAAGAUCGCCAAGGAGCAGGAGUUAGAAAAGGAGAAACUUGAGAAAGAAAAGAUAGAGAAAGAAGUGCAUGCCAGGGUGGAAAAAGAACGACUAGAAAGGGAGAGAAGAGAGAAGCUGGCCAGAGAACAGGAGCUGGAGCAAGAGAGAGCGGAAAAGGAGAAACAGGAGAAAGCUGAAGAAGAGAGACUUCAGCAGGAGAUGCAGAAAACAGACAAUGAAAUACUUGAGAGAGCAAAGAAAGAGAAAGAGGCGGAGGAGGCUCGGGAGAGGCUGGCCCAGCUGGUGCAAGUCGUAGAAGAAAAAAAGGCUGCACAGGGGGCUGAGAGGGAAGACGGGGAAGCUUUGAAGAAAGGAGGACGAGACCUCAAAGAGGAAGCUGCUUCUCAGGCGGACCCAAGAGAAGGUGUGGAAGACGGGGCCGUCAAAGCCGAGUCUCGGCCCCAGGGCUCCCAUGAGAAAUUCAGGGACCAGGGAGAGAUGGAUCUAAGGCGGAGGCGCAGGGCACUGGGACCCGGAGAAGCUGGAGGGCCCUCCGAGGACACCGGGGUGCCCAGGGGGAUGCCGAGGCUGGAGCCCCUGCUGGUGCUGGGGGGCUCCGACCUGCACGCGGCCCUUGAGGAGCAGCUCCUGGCUGGGGCAAUGGUGCACACGCGGCAGAUUAAACAGGCCUCAGAGGAUGAGGGAACGAAAUAAAGCAUCAGACACAGAUUCUCACUCAUAGAUCUGGCAGCAAGUUCAACACAUACUGUACAGCUGCAGGAAACUUGUAAUACUGUGGCCUUACUUUCUUUCUCUCCUUCAGAAAUGUUGUGGACAAAGAGGAGAGAGUUUCUCUUCCUUGAUAGUGGCUACUGUGGAAAGAGCAAAGUGCAUGUAAAUAUUAACUUAUUUUUGUCUUUUGGGAAGAUAAUUGAAGAGAUUACUGUUGAAAUGUAUAUAAAUCUAUGCAAAUAUCAUUCCAUACAGUGAUUAGACAGGGAGGAUGUAUUCAUGUUUGUAACUGAGUUACCCAGGGCCCUUUUUUCUUUGGGUAGUUUAGCUCUCUGAAGGAUCUGUUGUACUCUCUCCUGUGCCGAUUUUCUGUUAAAAGUUCAGUUUGUGUGUAUCUGUUACUUUGAGAUGUAAAUAUUGUAAUAUCUGUUACAGUUCAAGGUUUCUUUGAACCUACGUGUACCCGAUAUUGAAUGUAAUCUUGGUUCAGGUGCCUACAGAGUAAGUUGUUUCACUAUAUUUUCAAAUGAAAGUUACUGAAUUCAACCUCAUGCCGGAGAUGCAAGGUAUGUAGUGUAGCCUUACAGUUUGAUAAACUAUGGACAAUGAAGCCGCUAGAUCCAGAUCAUCAUUAACCAAUCAUUCCAUCCUUAAUAUCUGUUCUUUGAUUUAUGAGUGCCUUCCAAUCCAUAUGCUGCUGUUUUCCCUCAAUUGGUGUUGUUUUUGCUUCCACUCUUAUUGCAAAGAGUACAGUAAUUAUGAGAAAAUAAGUGUUGAGGAUAGUGGAAAGAAAUAUGGAGUGAGUUUGUAGUGUUUCUUAGUAAUCCAAUCUUUCUGAAAAUUUCUGUUGGACCUUUGCUUUGUACAAGAGGCUAUUUUUCUAUGUGCAUUGUAUUUAUGUACAUUUUACUAAUAAAUAAAAACCUCUCUGUU